Cryptomeria japonica (Japanese cedar) is the source of this 844-nucleotide messenger RNA. Its product is annotated as protein ELF4-LIKE 3. The record is from RefSeq and is a predicted model, not a curated record. Gene Ontology annotation, biological process: entrainment of circadian clock; positive regulation of circadian rhythm. The transcript is spliced from 2 exons. NCBI's taxonomy places the organism in Eukaryota, Viridiplantae, Streptophyta, Pinopsida, Cupressales, Cupressaceae. The coding region runs from base 57 to 584 and encodes 175 amino acids.
AUGCAAAUAAAGUUCUCUCGGGAAAAAGGAAAAAACAAACGAAUAACAAGCAUCAAAUGUCUAUGCUUGGUCCCCACGAUCAGCGAAUCGAAAUCCCUUUCAUAUCUUUCCCUGACUUAUUUAAGCUUAAUUGCUAUGCCAAAAAAUACCAAUCUCCUCUGAAUUUGUUUUCCUGCUUUCUGGUUUUGGGUUCCCAAAGUAGCUCUUGCUUUCGCCUCUUUUUCAUUCAAAGAUUUGAUAUGGAGAUGAACGGAUCAUUUGGAACACGAAAUGUUACACAAACAGAUGAUAAAGUGUGGCAAAAUUUCCAAAAAAGUUUCAGUGAGGUACAAAAUAUUCUAGAUCAGAACCGGCAGCUGAUUAAUGAAAUAAAUCAGAAUCAAGAGUCCAUGAUUCCUGAUAAUCUGUCGAGGAGUGCAGUCAUGAUAAGAGAUCUGAACAACAAUAUUGGAAAAGUAGCUGCCCUUUAUUCUGAUCUCUCUACAACUUUUGUAAAGGAAAUAAAGACGUCAUCACAAGGGGAUUCGGCUGGAAUUUCUAGUUGUGAUAGGAAUUCUGCACAAAAGAGAACGCGUCCUGCUUAGAAUGAUGAGAUUCCAUCUCUAUGAAUUACUUUUGUCUGAUGGGAUGGUAUGUUUGUCCUCUUUUCCUACAUUCGGUGAUGGUAGAAAAGUAUUUGAUAAGUAGAUGAAGCUUUAUGCCUCCUCCACAAAGAGUAAUAUGGUAUAGAUUGUGGAAGGAAAUAUUUUGUAGAUUUGUAUGGAACUUCUUAGAACAUGAUAGUCACUAGUUUUGAAAUUGUAUGGAGGCGUUGUUUUCCUCUUUAUAAGACAUCUAUAUAACU